CGUUUCCCAAAGUGUCAAAGAGGUUCAUUCUGCAUGUGUGUUUUCGGAUAUUGUUGCACACGAUCAAAGAAGAAAGAAAUUGUAACAUUCUUCUGUGACCAGUGAUAUUUUCUCAAUCUGUUAUUAUGUCAGAAUCGAUCAAGAAUGUUGCAAUAUUUGGGGCCACGGGAAUGACCGGACUGGUGACCUUACCACUGGCUGUUGCAGCGGGUUACAAUGUGACAGUGCUGGUGAGGGACCCUGCCAGGCUGCCUGCAGAACACAAAGCCUGCAGGGUGGUGGUAGGAGAUGUCCUCAAUAAGGAAGAUGUGAAAAAGACUAUACAGGGUCAGGAUGCUGUUAUCAUCGUUCUAGGCACCAGGACUGACCUCAGUCCCACAACAAUGAUGUCAGAAGGAACCAGAAACAUCCUAGACGCCAUGAAGGCUGGGGGGAUCCGCAAAGUAGUUGGCUGCAUGUCGGGUACAGAGGAAUCUUGGACAGUCAGGGUUACAGAAUCUUUACAACUUCCAAUAAACCACCAUAAAGAAACCAUAUCCUUAUAUCGUCCCCCUCUCUGCUUCACAGCCUUCCUCCUAUGGGACCGGUCUAAAGUGCCACCCAGGCUCCUACCGGUAACGGAGGACCAUGAUAGGAUGUACAUGGUGCUGAAGGAGUCAGGGCUGGAUUUUGUGGCUGUCAUGCCCCCUCACAUCGACGAUAACUUCCCUUUGACUGAGAAGUACACAGUGACAGAGAACAUGCUGAAAGGGCGCGUCAUUUCCAAAUAUGACCUGGGACACUUCUUCAUCAAGUGCUUGUCCAUCUCUGACUGGGACAGGAAGACCGUUGGGGUUUGCGGGGAGUACAGUUAACCCUAACUAGACAGAGCCCUCCUCCUUCCCUGUUUCCAUGAAGCAGUUACCACAGCUGGCCUAUCAGACACCGCAACUUAGAUCUUAUUUCUACAGGCCAAUCUUUCUUGCUUGAAAGAAAUGGCAGCUUUGGCUUUUGCUAAUGUUUUGUAAUUAUUUUUCAUGAUCUUGACAAUGGAUAUUAUAAUGUAGGAAAAACGUAAUAUGUUAAUCAUCUUUGUAGUUGUUGUGGGCCUCAGAAUUGUGCAGACUUUAUCGUUCAAAUAUAUAUUUUUUCCUAACAGCAAUUUAAUGUUGAAUGUACAGUAUGAGUACCAAGUGAGUCAGCAAUUAGGCCUAUGUGUUAUUGAUAGCCUAUGCCUACUUGUAGCCUGAUUGUGUGCUGUGCCAACAAAUGUAGACUACAAAUGUAUAUAUUCCUAAGAAUCAUAUAAUAUGUCAUCAUUUUAUAGCUUGCUUUUGAAAUAAAGGGUUGCCAGUC
This is a messenger RNA of Oncorhynchus kisutch (coho salmon), 1335 nucleotides long. RefSeq names its product flavin reductase (NADPH)-like. Gene Ontology annotation, molecular function: biliverdin reductase [NAD(P)H] activity; riboflavin reductase (NADPH) activity. Lineage: Eukaryota; Metazoa; Chordata; Actinopteri; Salmoniformes; Salmonidae. The record is from RefSeq and is a predicted model, not a curated record. The transcript has 4 exons. Bases 126 to 854 code for a protein of 242 amino acids.